AUGCUCAUCCACAGAGAUAACGUGUGUGUUGUGUGCAGCUGCAGCCUCGGGAGCAUGGGAAAGGCAGGCAGCAAAGUCCUCGUUGAGCCUUCACUGGAUGGCGGUCAAGGGCAGCCACCUCCUGCGGCUACGCCUGCUGCCGCGGUCAAGUUUGAAGGGCUCACUAAGAAAAAGAAAAUGAAGGUGAAAUGGAGUCAAGUGCUGUUGGUCUUCUUCUUGGUGGUGUCUGUGGUCAUGACCUGUUGCUUCUUUUGGCAAUACCAGCUGCCCAAACUACUGCCAGAUGAAAGCAUGGGUCGCAAUACUAAAGCAGAAAUGAUAUGUCCACGUUUCCCUGAGCCUGUGCCACUGGAGCACCCCAUCGCCAGCUUGAAGGACGCUCUUGAGAAGGUGGAUGCGCUUCUACGUCAGAGCACCAACGCGGUCAGCCUUCCAUCUCUGUCCGCUAUUGUAGUUCUGAACGACACGGUGCUGUGGACUGGGAACUUUGGGAAGAAGAACAUCAGUGACCCUCUGGCUGGCCCUCCAAAUGAAUACACUGUGUAUAGGAUUGCCAGUCUGUCAAAGAUCUUCCCCACUCUGAUGAUGUACAAAUUGUGGGAAGAUGGGAAAAUAGCGUCUUUAGAUGAUCCUCUGGAGAAGUACGUGGAUAACUUCACCAUCAAGAAUCCUAUGGGAAGGUCUCGGGACUCCGAGCUCAAACACGUCACCGACGGACUCAUAUUUCUGGACAGCGGGGAAGUGCAGAUACGCUCUUCAUCCGUCACCCUGAGGAGGAUGGCCAGUCAGCUCUCAGGUUUGCCCAGAAGACUUCGAGCCACCAGUUUGCUUUGGAAAGGAAGAACACAAACUGCUAUUAACCUCCUACAAGACGACGUUCUGGUGGCAGAUCCUGGCACAAAAUGCCAUUACAGUAACUUGGCCUUUUCACUGCUCGCUCACAUCAUGGCAGAAAGAAUAGUCGGUGUGGAAUACCAGCGCUGGGUCCUCGACAACAUUUUAGAUCGCUUGGGGAUGGAGGACACAGGAUUUGACGUCACUCCCGGAGUCUUCAAUCAAAUGGCAGUCGGGGUUUACGCCAACGGAAAACCAGCGCCCCUCUAUGACCUGGGUUGGUAUCGCCCCUCUGGACAAAUGUACUCGACAGCCGCAGACCUGGCCAAACUCGCCAUGAUGCUUCUGGGAGCUUAUCACCGCAAACUACUGGAGCCGGAUUCGCUGAAGAUCAUGCUAACGCCGCUUUUUAGGUGCGAGAAGGAUUACUUUGCCAACCGCACUGGAACACCAUGGGAGGUAAAGAAGCGUGGACUGUGUGUGGGUUGUUUUGACCUCGCCAAUAAAAUGGAUGAGAAGAAGAAGAAGAAGAAGAAGAAGAAUUUGGAGAGAACUUUUUGA
Molecule: messenger RNA, 1395 nt
Organism: Knipowitschia caucasica
Lineage: Eukaryota; Metazoa; Chordata; Actinopteri; Gobiiformes; Gobiidae
Source: the annotation of a GenBank genome assembly